AUGGAAGUGCCUGUGAGAGAAAGUCUUCUGUGGCGUAUACUCCCUGCACGCUACAUAUUAUCCGUUUUCGGCUCCAUAGGCUUUGCAAUAGUCUAUGGGCUGAAAGUGAACCUUUCUGUCGCUAUGGUGGGGAUGCUGAACCAUACUGCACUUAAAAAGGCUCAAGGGGAUUCUGACGCACACGGCUCCGGAGGACCAGGGGAGUGCACAGCUCCUGGUGGAAGCAGUAACGCUACGGAAUUAGAUGGCCCCUUCACAUGGUCAUCGGAGGUCCAGGGCAUAGUCCUCAGUUGUUAUUUCUGGGGAUACUUCAUCUCACAAUUACCUGCCGCCCGUAUCGCAGAGUUGUACUCAGCGAAAUGGGUGAUGUUCUUCAGUGUGUUCAUCAAUGUGGUGUGCACUCUGCUUACCCCCGUAAUGUGUAAUCUGCACUAUUCUGGCGUCGUGCUCAUGCGCAUAGGAGAGGGGAUUGGAGGGGGUGUAACGUUUCCCGCAAUGCACACGAUGCUGUCGAAAUGGGCGCCGCCAUCAGAGCGGAGCUUCAUGGCUGCACUGACUUACGCUGGGACCUCGUUAGGCACCGUCAUAUCUAUGCUGAUGGCUGGAGUACUCACUGCUAAUAUUGGAUGGGAGAGUGUGUUCUACGUAAUGGGUGGUUUGUCUCUGAUCUGGUGUGUGCUAUGGGUGGUGCUGGUGCAGGAUACGCCUCAGCAGCAGAGGUUCAUGAAUGCUGACGAGAGAACCAUGAUCCUCCAGGCUUUGGGCAAUCAAGAGAAUCAAGGACAGAAGCACAAGCAUCCGAUGCCCUGGGGAGCAGCGUUCAAGUCGCCAGCAUUCCUUGCGAUCCUGAUAGCACAUACCUGUUCCAACUUCGGCUGGUAUAUGGUGCUCAUCGAACUGCCCUUCUACAUGAAACAAGUCCUCAAGUUCAAUAUGACUGAGAAUGCGUUGGCAGUGUCUAUGCCGUUCCUUUCUCUCUGGUUCUUCAGCAUGGUCCUUAGUAGGACCCUGGACUGGUUGCGCGGGAAAAAGUAUAUUUCCACAUCAACGGCGAGAAAAAUUGCUACUAUGUUUGCAUCGUUAGUGCCAGCCGUAUGUCUGCUCGCUAUCUGCUACAUCGGUUGCAACCGCAGCGCGGCCGUGGCGCUCAUGGCUAUAGCCGUCACCUCCAUCGGCGGCAUGUUCUGUGGAUUCCUAUCAAACCACAUCGAUAUCGCACCUAACUUCGCUGGUACAUUAAUGGCUGUCACCAACACCGUGGCAACUAUACCUGGCAUCGUGGUGCCUAUCUUCGUUGGCUAUGUCACGGAUGGCAAUCAAACUAUAACAGCAUGGCGCAAAAUAUUCUUCACUACAAUCGGGCUGUACGCAAUUGAAUUAGUGACGUAUACAUUAUUCGGAUCUGGUGAGGAGCAACCUUGGAAUAAAGUGGAAACGGAAACGGAACCUGAAGAAAGGGAAACAAAGCCCUUAAGAAACUGA
This is a messenger RNA of Spodoptera littoralis (African cotton leafworm), 1482 nucleotides long. The record is from the annotation of a GenBank genome assembly. Lineage: Eukaryota; Metazoa; Arthropoda; Insecta; Lepidoptera; Noctuidae.